AUGGAGUUCUUUAAUUUAGAACAACCAAAUAAUAAAAUAAUAUUAAAAAAACUAAUUGUAGAUUCAAAAAAUAAAGAUCAAGUUAAUAAUUUUUAUAAUGAUUUAAAAACUCAUUGGUUUAAUCAAAAGUUUGAAGUAAUAUUACCAAUAAAAGGAACAACUAAUGAUGAGCCAUUAGAAAAAAUAAAAAAAACCAAAGGUAGUUUAUUAUCAAGACAAUCAUUAUCAGGUAGAUUAGUAGUAGAAGGUGAAUUUGCAUCAUUAUUUCAACAACACAACGAAAAUUCAUUACCACCAGAACCAGAUCAAUAUGAACAACAAGAAGAUGAAGAAGAAAUUGAAAAAACAGAAAAUAUUUUAAAUGAUAAACAAUCAUAUUAUCAAAUAGAAACAACAUUAGAUUUAAUACUAUCACAAGAAUUUUUAAAUAAAUAUAUUAGAACAGGUGGCUUCCAUGCAAUUUCUCAAUUUAGUUAUAUAGAUUCAGGAAAUGUAUUUGCAAUUUUACCAAAUGGUCAAAUUAUAUUGAAUUUAAAUAAAGAAACAUAUCAAGAUUUAGGUUUGGUUGGAAAGGCAAGCGUUUUUAAAAAUACUGAAAGAUAUGUGAUUACAUUGGAUUCAAAAUCAAAAGAACUUUCACCAACUUCAAAAUACUAUUCUCGUUUAAUUUGGGUAUUAAAAGACAGAGUCUCACCAGUUACUUUAAUAUGCUAUUAUCUUAAAGACUAUAACCAAGAUUCAAAAAAUUCGAGUAUAAUUCAUCCAGUGCAAUUUCCAAAAGGUGUCAAGGUUAAAAGAGUCUUUAAUCAAGCAAUACAAAAUGUCGAAAAGUAUCGUAUACCAACUAUUGAAAUUAUAAAUCAAUAUUUAAACAUUCCAUCCGAUGCCUCUGAGCAGCAACAACAAGAGCAUCUAAUCAAAAAUAAAUCAAAAGAAAUGAAACUACUUUUACAAGAUUUUGUAAAUGAAUUUGCAGAAAUUUUAGGUUUAAUAUCAACAGAAAGCAUUAUCGACACUGACAGAGAUUUAGAAUUGGGAAACUCUUUACUAUCAAUGACACCCUUACCAACCGAAAUAUUUUCAGCUUCGUUAAAAGGUUUUGUUUCAAAUUCUCUCAUCAUCGAAACCAUUGGCAAAAUUAAAAUGUUAAUCAAAAAUGGGGCCAUUGAAUAUGGUUGCAUCAACAUAUUUGGUUUUCCUGAUACUCCUAUUUCUUGGGGUUCAAUCGAACAUAACUACCUUUAUGGUGGCGAAAAUGAUCAAUGUAUUUUAAUUUUACCAAAUAAUCAAAUUUUAUCUUUAAAUUUAAUUGGUACAAUGGAUUAUUAUUGUUAA
Dictyostelium purpureum is the source of this 1335-nucleotide messenger RNA. RefSeq lists its product as uncharacterized. Gene Ontology annotation, biological process: tRNA 3'-end processing; endonucleolytic cleavage in ITS1 to separate SSU-rRNA from 5.8S rRNA and LSU-rRNA from tricistronic rRNA transcript (SSU-rRNA, 5.8S rRNA, LSU-rRNA); tRNA 5'-leader removal. Gene Ontology annotation, molecular function: ribonuclease P activity; ribonuclease MRP activity. The record is from RefSeq and is a predicted model, not a curated record. Gene Ontology annotation, cellular component: multimeric ribonuclease P complex; ribonuclease MRP complex. Lineage: Eukaryota; Evosea; Eumycetozoa; Dictyosteliales; Dictyosteliaceae. The transcript has 2 exons. The coding region runs from base 1 to 1335 and encodes 444 amino acids.